Molecule: messenger RNA, 4910 nt
Organism: Nycticebus coucang (slow loris)
Lineage: Eukaryota; Metazoa; Chordata; Mammalia; Primates; Lorisidae
Gene: ZNF12
Product: zinc finger protein 12
Exons: 5
Coding region: 543-2639 (698 amino acids)
Biological process (GO): regulation of transcription by RNA polymerase II
Molecular function (GO): DNA-binding transcription factor activity, RNA polymerase II-specific; RNA polymerase II cis-regulatory region sequence-specific DNA binding
Source: RefSeq, a predicted model, not a curated record
UGUGGAUCUCUGUGGUUGCCAUACUUUGGCCUCUGGCGGGAGAGAUCGUGGAGCCUGUUCGGUUUAGCGGCGACAAUCAGGGCCGACACUCAGGCGGGCACGGGGCUGGGUGGCCCCGGGUUCGUGCAGGCUCGGCGGAGGUUCGAGUGGGGACCCUCGAGUGCGGCCCCCGGGCCCGCGAUACUGGAGCUUAAGGGGCGGAGCAGUAGCGGCGGCGAAGGGGCGGCGGGACUUGGGACCCGCCUGUCUGCCACCUGGGUGGGCCGGCCGAAUCUCCGCGGGACCGUGAGUGCCAGGGGAGGCAUUCGUGGAGCCCAGGAGGGACGUUCCGCGUGACUCCGUCCCAUAGGCCCAGAUCCGGCCCCUCGGGAAUAGAACGGCGUUGGUGAGGCGGGAAGGAGGAGACCUCGGGAGCAGAAUUGCCCCGCGAAAACAGCCCCCCGUCCAGACCUUUCAGGAGCCUAGGGCAGAGGCUGCGGAGCCGCAGGAGGGAUCUGCCUCUGCUUUCACAGUCCUCCUAAUUUUCCCAAGAGCAGCAGAAAAUGAAUAAAUCCCUGGGGCCAGUGUCAUUCAAGGAUGUGGCUGUGGACUUCACCCAGGAGGAGUGGCAUCAGCUGGACCCUGAGCAGAAGAUAAUAUACAGGGAUGUGAUGUUGGAGAACUACAGCAAUCUAGUUUCUGUGGGGUAUCACAUUAUCAAACCGGACGUUAUCUUGAAGUUGGAACAAGGAGAAGAGCCAUGGAUAGUAGAAGGAGAAUUCCUACUUCAGAGCUAUCCAGGUGAAGCCUGGCGAACUGAUGACUCAAUAGAGAAAGCCCAGGAAGAUGAAGAUAAACAUUCAAGGCAAGCUGAGUUCAUCAGUGAAACCCUGAUUGAUGAGAGAGGUAAUGUUCCUGGUAAAAUUUUUAAUGUAGAAAUGAACUCUAUUCCUUCAAGAAAAAUAGCCUAUAAAAAUAGCCUAUGUGAUUCUUGUGAAAAGAGUUUAACAUCUAUUUCAGAAUACAUUAGUAGUGAUGGAAGCUAUGCAAGAAUGAAAACUGAUGAAUGUAGCGGAUGUGGGAAGUCACUUCUCCAUAUUAAGCUGGAGAAAACUCAUGCAGGAGAAAAAUCCUAUGAGUUUAAUCAAAAUGGAGAACCAUAUACUCUAAAUGAAGAAAGUAUUUAUCAGAAAAUUCAUAUUCUGGAGAAACCGUUUGAAUAUAUUGAAUGCCAGAAAGCCUUCCAAGAGGACCCAGUUUUUGUUAAUCACAUGGAAGAGAAGCCCUAUAAGUGGAAUGAAUCUGAAAUUGCCUUUCUCCAAAUGUCAAACCUCAGUGUACAUCAGAGAUCUCAUAUGGAAAUGAAGCCCUAUGAAUGCACUCAAUGUGGGAAAUCCUUCUGCAAAAAGUCAAAAUUUAUUAUACAUCAGAGGACUCACACAGGAGAGAAACCUUAUGAAUGUAAUCAAUGUGGGAAAUCUUUUUGCCAGAAGGGAACCCUCACUGUACAUCAGAGAACACACACAGGGGAGAAGCCCUAUGAAUGUAAUGAAUGUGGAAAAAACUUUUAUCAGAAGUUACACCUCAUUCAACAUCAGAGAACUCACUCAGGAGAGAAGCCCUAUGAAUGUAGCUAUUGUGGAAAAUCCUUUUGCCAGAAGACACACCUCACACAACAUCAGAGAACACAUUCAGGAGAGAGACCCUAUGUUUGUCAUGACUGUGGGAAGACCUUCUCCCAGAAGUCAGCACUUAAUGAUCAUCAGAAAAUUCACACUGGUGUGAAACUCUAUAAGUGUAGUGAAUGUGGGAAAUGCUUCUGCCGCAAGUCUACUCUCACUACCCACCUGAGGACACACACAGGAGAGAAACCCUAUGAAUGUAAUGAAUGUGGUAAAUUCUUCUCUAGGUUAUCAUAUCUCACUGUACAUUAUAGAACUCAUUCAGGAGAGAAACCCUAUGAAUGUAAUGAAUGUGGGAAAACCUUCUACCUGAAUUCAGCCCUCAUGAGACAUCAGAGAGUACACACAGGAGAGAAACCUUAUGAAUGUAAUGAAUGUGGAAAAUUAUUCUCCCAGUUGUCAUACCUCACUAUACAUCAUAGAACUCAUUCAGGAGUAAAACCCUAUGAAUGUAGUGAAUGUGGAAAAACCUUCUACCAGAACUCAGCCCUUUGCAGACAUCGGAGAAUACAUAAAGGAGAGAAGCCUUAUGAAUGUUACAUAUGUGGAAAAUUCUUCUCUCAGAUGUCCUACCUCACUAUACAUCAUAGAAUUCAUUCAGGAGAGAAACCCUAUGAAUGUAGUGAAUGUGGGAAAACUUUUUGCCAGAAUUCAGCCCUUAAUAGACAUCAGAGAACACACACAGGAGAGAAAGCCUAUGAAUGUUAUGAAUGUGGUAAAUGCUUCUCUCAAAUGUCUUAUCUCACUAUACAUCAUCGAAUUCAUUCAGGAGAGAAACCCUUUGAAUGUAACGAAUGUGGAAAAGCCUUUUCUCGGAUGUCAUAUCUCACUGUACACUAUAGAACUCAUUCAGGAGAGAAACCCUAUGAAUGUACUGAAUGUGGGAAAAAAUUCUACCACAAAUCAGCAUUCAACAGCCAUCAGAGAAUUCACAGAAGAGGGAAUGUGAAUAUAAUAGAUGUGGGAAGGCUUCUCUGAAGUCAGACCUCAUUUUAUGUCAGAGAACCCUUUCAAUCUAAUGAAUUAUGAAACUCCUAUCUGAAGUCAGACACAUUGUACAUGAAAGAGCUCACACAAGUGAAUGUGGAUAGGCCUGUGUGUGUUAGUCAUAUAAUCUGAAAACUCACAGAGUGGAAGCCACAGUUGUUAUGAGACCACAUGACUCAUUAGAUACCAGACAAUACCAGAGUAAAAAUUUAUAAAUAUUUAGAAUGUAUAUACAUUUCACCAUGGAUUAAAACUUUACAUAUCAGGGAAUCUAUUAGUUUAAAGAAUAUGGAAAACAUAAUUCUUCAGAAAUUGUUAACACUAAAAGGUAUGUGUCUGAGACCAUAGCAGACUACUGUUAAAAAAGACUCCCAGAACAUUAAAAUAUUUGCUGUGAAUAAACUUAUUCGUGGUGUAAACAGAAGCUGUUAAAUCAUCAGGAUAGCUAAUCAAGUCAGUAACAUUAAACUCAUAUAUAAACGGUUUUGAAAGAACAUAAUUUUUUAUGAACAUAAGAACAUUAUAUUUUUAGGAGGUGUUUUUGGUUUGUUUUUAGUAUGUUACAUUACAGAAAUUGUAUAAUCAGUUUGAAUCUGUUUCAAAAAGCAUUACAUCCCCAUUUGAGUAAUUUGCAGUACAUAUGAUAAGAUUGUUUCUUCUAAAUAGCAGCAUCAUGUUAAUAUCCUAAUAUGCAUUGUCAUUGAAAUAAUAUUUGCUAGGUAUUUUUCUUGCACUCUUCCCUAGCAUUUAUAAGUGCAUUUGAUCAUUGUUAAUUAUCAUCCAUAAAGAACCAAUAAACUGUUUCAUAUGUGUCUGAGUCAGCAAAAAAGAUAGACUAUCUUUUUUACCUAUAUAUAAAAUAGAUAACCUUGCUGAGGUAAUUUUAUGUUGUUAAUGCCAAAAGUCUAUAGGAGUGAGAAACCACUAGUUCUCAUUCACUCUAUACACUUUUAAAAUGUACUUACAAUAUUCCCAUUUUAAUCUGUUGUUCUUUGUCUACUGUUUUUCAUAUGGAUGCUUCCAUAAUAAGUGUGCAGAACACAAAUGCCGUGUAACAUAGGAUUUAAUUUUGAUAGUGUUUUUAAGCCUUGUGCUCUGCUCUUUCCCAUUGUUGAAUGAGUUAAGAACACAUUAAUAAGGGUUUGUGGCCGAUAUUGCUGAGUGACUCCAAUCACUCAGAGGGAGAAAUGGAUCCUCAUUAAUUUCAGUCAGUAACAAUACCUUUCUCUUUGCCAGCAGUUGAUUUGAAAUGGUCAUAGGAUCCAAUUUUAAAUAUAAACAAAGGAGAUGUAUGACAGGUUAUUUCUGGAAAAGGUUUCCUCACAGGUUCAAGGAAUCAAGCAAAGUGAAGUGGAAUCUUGGUGAACAGUACUUUUGUUUGGAUGUGGUGCCUAUUAACUGUCUUUCACAAUGGAUCAUAGUUUAAUCGAGGCCUGAGCAGAAAGACUGAAAGAUCUUGGGACCUGGAUGAUGUCAUCGAGCCACUAAACCAACCAGCCUGGUAGCCAUCCACUUACGGACUGUUUUAUGAGAGAUUAACCUUAUUUUUAAGCUAAUUGAUUUAGGAUGCUGUUACUAAUAAUUGAAGACAUUCUUGUCUAAUAUAGAAUUAUACUUUUGUAGGAGAUAGGUAAUUCAAGAAGUGGACUGUAGGUAAGUCAUUUUAAGGUAUUAAUACAGAGAUUUAUCUUAUUUUGUGUAAAUUUUGACGUAAAUAGUUUGAACAUUAGAAAUCAACUUGAAACAAAUGUGUAUGCUUUCUUUAACUAUCAUAUCAUUGACAUGCAAAAUUAAUCUUUGGAACCUGAAACAAUGUCCUGCAGGUAUACCUCCUUUUUUUGAAUACUUGGAAUAAAUUUUAUUUGAGGUAAUUCAAUUUAUAUUAUUCAUGGAUCAUUACCACAAUGUUAGUUAACAAUAUAUGGUGUGAAGUAAGGGUCUAAGUUUGUUUACUUUCGAAUGAUUAGUCUGAUGCCCUGUAUUGUUUGAAUUAUUUACCCCUUUACCACUGAACUGAAAUGCCGUAUUUUUCAUUUAUAAAAAUCAUACAUUGCUCCCAUUUCAGUUGCUCAGCACUUUUUCUCCAUAUUCAUCUAGAUGUUGUGAGCAUGGUACAUAACAGGAAUUAAAAGUCUGGUAAGUUGUAUACUUUUGUGUAGAAACUAUAUAUUCAUAGUAUAUUUGUUGAAAUGAUAGCCACAAAGGUUUUCCACACUGGUUUCUCAUUAUAGCUUAAUAAUACAAUAUGUAUUUUAAGUAAAA